AUCAAGGGGAAGACUGUCUCGUGCCCGUCUGAUCUGCUCUAGUGAUUCAUAACUCGAGAACAAGUGAUCAAUUACAACCAAAUGUUCAUAACUGAUCACAGAAGGUAAACAGAGGAACAUUUUUACGUUUGACUCAGUGAAGUGACCAGAGUGUGUAGUGAGCCAGAGGUGUGUACCGGAGGUGGCCUAUAAGAAACGAGGAACUACUGCUCCAGGAUGUCUCCCUACACCCCCGAGGACUUCCAGAGGAGCCCCCGCCGUCAGCCCUACAAGUCACCGUUCAUACUGUACGAGCUGAGUGACGAGGUGAAACGGAAAGAGUUUCUGGACGAGCUGUUCUCAUUCAUGCAGAAACGAGGUACGCCCAUCAACCGGCUGCCCAUCAUGGCCAAGCAGGUGCUGGACCUCUACGAGCUGUACAACCUGGUGGUGGCCUCGGCGGCCUCGUGGACGUCAUCAACAAGAUUGUGGCAAGAGAUUAUCAGGGACUGA
Homarus americanus (American lobster) is the source of this 492-nucleotide messenger RNA. Its product is annotated as protein dead ringer homolog. The coding region runs from base 217 to 492 and encodes 91 amino acids. Gene Ontology annotation, cellular component: nucleus. Gene Ontology annotation, molecular function: DNA binding. Lineage: Eukaryota; Metazoa; Arthropoda; Malacostraca; Decapoda; Nephropidae. Gene Ontology annotation, biological process: regulation of transcription by RNA polymerase II. The transcript is spliced from 4 exons. The record is from RefSeq and is a predicted model, not a curated record.